Aspergillus ibericus CBS 121593 is the source of this 1602-nucleotide messenger RNA. RefSeq names its product FAD-binding oxidoreductase. Bases 1 to 1602 code for a protein of 533 amino acids. Gene Ontology annotation, molecular function: FAD binding. The transcript is spliced from 4 exons. The record is from RefSeq and is a predicted model, not a curated record. NCBI's taxonomy places the organism in Eukaryota, Fungi, Ascomycota, Eurotiomycetes, Eurotiales, Aspergillaceae.
AUGCUGACCGGAGCGCUGUUGAUCGCUGCGCUCCUCGCGCCCGCGACUGCGUUGGACAACACCACCAGUCACAUUGUGGCCAAAUUGGCUACGUAUGGCGUGGAUGCCUACGAGUAUUUCAACUCCAGCGUGCUGUCGGACUCGUCGGUGCGCUCACGGUCGUUGGGAUUCUGCUCGGAGCUGUGUUCCGCGCUUCCCCGGCUGUAUCCCGGGCAUGUGCUGCAGCGCUCCACUUCUGCUUACUCCACCUGGGACGCCAGCUUCUGGUCCCAGCAGCAGGAGGAGGUUGAUCCCGCUUGUGUUUUCCAGCCGUCCAGUUCCGUGGAGGUUGCCGUGGGCCUGCUGCUGACCGAGCUGACUCUGUGUCCAUUUGCUGUCAAGAGUGGCGGUCAUGCCGCCUUUGCCGGUGCCUCCAACAUCCAGGAUGGCUUGACGAUCGAUCUGGUCUCGCUGAACUCGACGACCUUGUCUGAAGACUCCACCAUUGCCUCGGUUGGCUCGGGCAAUCGCUGGGUGAGUGUCUAUGAGUGGCUUGAGCCGAAGGGCCUGUCGGUCAUUGGUGGCCGCGUGUCUGACAUUGGCGUGGGUGGCCUGACCUUGGGAGCUAACGAGGCAGGCGGUAUUUCCUUCUUCUCGGGUAUCUAUGGCUGGGCCUGUGACAAUGUGGCCAACUACGAGGCUGUUCUAGCCGAUGGCAGCAUUGUCAAUGUCAACCUCGACAGCCACCCCGAUCUUUACUGGGCUUUGCGCGGCGGAGGCAACAACUUUGGCAUCGUCACUCGCUUCGACUUGACGACACACACCCAGGGGCUUAUGUGGGGAGGCUCGCGCGUCUGGCUGGAAAACUACCAAGCCAGCGUCCUGCAGGCGCUGAUUGACUUUGGCAAUGAUUCGCCUUCGGACCCCAACGCGGCGCUAAUCGUGUCGGUAGCCUACGCAGAGGGUCUAUACUUGUUUGUCGCGGACUUGGAGUACGCCAAGCCGGUGGCCAAUCCCCCAAUCUUUGACGGCUUUAACAGCACGGGUGCGCUGGAGGACACCAUGGCCAUCCGCAGUCUGUCUAACAUCACUCUCCUGUUCAAGGAAGACAAUCCUAGCGGCCUGCGCGAGAGCUACUGGACCGGUACCGUCCAGCUGGACUACGAUCUGGCGACCAACAUCACCAACAUCUUCAAGGAGGAAAUCGUUCCCAUCCAGAACGUGACCGGCCUUGUGCCCGCGCUCGUCUGGCAGGUCAUCAGCACCAACACCAUGGAACACAUGACCAAGAACGGGGGCAACGCCCUGGGCCUCGAUGCCACGGACGGGCCCUUGCUGCUGAUCAAUCUCGCCUUUAUGUGGGAUGACGAGUCGGACGAUGCGGCAGUGAUGGCCGUUCUGGGAUCAAUCACCGCGAAGGCUCUCGCGGCAGCAAAGGCUCGGGGAUUGGACAAUGACUAUCUGUACAUGAACUACGCCAGUCAGUACCAGUCCGUCGUGCCGUCUUAUGGUGCAGCCAACCAGGCGCGCUUGAAGGAGAUUUCGCGUCAGUACGAUCCGUUGCAGGUGUUUGAGACUUUGCAGCCGGGGUACUUUAAGCUCAAUGGAAAGGUGGCUCUAUGA